Gilbertella persicaria is the source of this 958-nucleotide messenger RNA. RefSeq lists its product as uncharacterized. The record is from RefSeq and is a predicted model, not a curated record. Bases 161 to 916 code for a protein of 251 amino acids. The transcript has a single exon. NCBI's taxonomy places the organism in Eukaryota, Fungi, Mucoromycota, Mucoromycetes, Mucorales, Choanephoraceae.
UUUUUUUUUUCAUUUUGUUAUGCCUACAACAAUAGCCAAUGUAACUACAAUUAUCAUAUAGAUUAUUGACUAAGCUAUGUUAUAGAACACUAGAUAUACCAGUGUAAGAAGACCUUUAUUACAACACAACAACGAUGACAGUGAAGACGAAGGCUUUAUCAUGACAACAAGUGAUGAAACAGAAGAGGAUGAUGAUGACGAUGAUGAUACAAUUACCGAGUCUUAUUCAAGGUCAUCCAGAGUGGACAUCUAUAGACUGGCCAUUCGUACCAACAGUGAAAUUCUUGAAGAUUUAGCUGCCAUCAUUCGUAUUCUUCGACAGAUCAAUGCUCUUUACCGUGUAUUUCAUAACAAUAGUCAUCAUUUUACGACAUUAAGAACUCGAAGAGGAUUCUUUAGUCAUGUCAGAAGAACCAAUCUAUCAAGACAAUACGAUGAUAACAAUGACUCGAUAGAAGAUGAAGAAGAAAGUGUGUUGGAUGAAGAUGAAGAAGAAGCCAAUAAAUUACUAGAGGCAGGUUUAGAAGAUCUACAGGCAGUACUGACCAUGGAUAGCAGUCAUGAAGAUACAGGUCGAAGGAAAAGACAGUCCACUUUGGCCUUAUUGUCUUUGAUUACUUAUCAGUAUGAACAUUGUUCAGAUCAAUACCUGUCUCGAUACUUGGAUCCAGAUGGUGUGUAUGAUCCUACCUUGGCUAUUUUUGCUGCAGCUAUUUAUGAAGAAGAUGAAGAAGGAUAUGAGCCAAAAUCAUGCCGAGAUAUCAUGAUAGCAGCUGAAGAGCUGUAUGGUCCAGGAUGGCUUAAAGAGUUUCAUAAAGGCAAAGAAGGUGCAUUAAGAAAAAUGCUUGAGAAACUCACAUUUAUAGCCAAAAUUCGAUUAAAAAUACGUGAUACAGACAGACCCAUCGCCCGCUGAAACUGAGUUUGGCGUAUGAUUAUGCAAUUACCCUCCUUUCUU